Messenger RNA from Malus domestica (apple), 2405 nucleotides. Its product is annotated as polycomb group protein EMBRYONIC FLOWER 2-like. Gene Ontology annotation, cellular component: nucleus. Gene Ontology annotation, molecular function: chromatin DNA binding. The record is from RefSeq and is a predicted model, not a curated record. NCBI's taxonomy places the organism in Eukaryota, Viridiplantae, Streptophyta, Magnoliopsida, Rosales, Rosaceae.
UUUUGGUCUGAAAAAUGAGCCAAAGCUGCCAGCUGAGUAAAAUUGGCAGCGUAACGCAGAGAGAAUGAGUGAGAGAAUCCGGUAGAAGAGAGCAAGCACGCCAUCGUGAUUUUCGAUGAGGAAGAGAGCACCGCGAAGAACCCAAAAGCCAGAAGAAGAAUUGCAGACCCGAAACCUCCACCCAAUCUCUUCGUCUUCAGCUCCAAUUCUUCCUCCUGGCUCCGCACGCGAGGAGCAGCGGCGGCGGUAACAUGUGCCGGCAGGAGGAGCGGGUGCGGAUGUCGUCGGAGGAAGAAAUUGCGGCGGAGGAGAGCCUCUCUGUCUAUUGCAAGCCUGUCGAGUUCUACAACAUUCUCCAACGCCGCGCUAUUAGAAAUCCAGCGUUUCUUCAGAGAUGUUUGAGCUACAAAAUAGAAGCCAAACACAAAAGGAGGAUACAAAUGACGGUUUCCAUUUCGAUGAAUGAGAUGGAAGGUCUACAAACCCAGAAUCUCUUUCCUUUGUAUGUGUUUUUAGCCAGACUAGUUCCUGAUGUUGCGGUUCCAGAGUAUUCUGCUACAUAUCGAUUCAGUCGAGCUUGCAUGUUAAGUAAUUCCACUGGGGUUGAUGGGAGUAGUCAACUGCAAGCAAAUUUUAUUCUGCCCGACAUUAAUAAGCUAACAUUGGAGGCUAAAUCUGGCUCCCUUGCAAUCUUGCUCGUCAGCUUUGUGGGAGCUCAAAACCCAUUUCGUGGAAUCAAUUUAUCCAAGGGUCCUGUGGAUAUGUCUUUUUUCCCUUCAAAUGCAGGAGGAUAUUGUCUAUGGAGCAAGAUACCACUUGAAUUACUUUAUAUCUCUUGGGAGAAUUCUCCUAAUUUUGGUUUGGGACAGAGAGCUGAGAUGAUUUCAACGAUUGACAUGCGCUCUUGCUUCUUGAAGUUGAGCUGUUUAAAUGAGGACAAGUGCCUUAUGAUUGCAACUCCCCAUAAUCCCGAAACUGUUGUCAUUUCUCAGCUAGUGCAGGUCACCAUUUCUGCAGAGGAGUAUGGUGCGAGGGAAAAAUCUCCUUAUAAUAGUACAUACAUAUGUAGUGACAUUCCUUCUUCAUCAUUGCCUCAUAUCAUUCGGUUAAGGGCAGGAAAUGUGAUUUUUAAUUAUAGAUACUACAACAAUACAUUGCAAAGGACAGAAGUAACUGAAGACUUUUCUUGUCCAUUUUGCUUGGUUAGGUGUGCAAGCUUCAAGGGUCUGAGACAUCAUUUGUUCUCAUCACAUGAUCUCUUCAACUUUGAAUUUUGGGUAACUGAAGAGUAUCAAGCUGUAAAUGUGUCUGUGAAAACUAAUAAUUGGAGAUCAGAGAUUGUUGCUGGUGGUGUUGAUCCUAAGUUACAAGCAUUCUCCUUUUGCUCAAAGCCACUUAGACGCAGAAGACCCAAGGGCCUAUAUCAAAAUGCAAAGCACGUGCAUCCUCAUGUAUUAGAGUCUGAGUUGCCUGCAGGACUCUGUGAGCUUCUGGACAAGGCUGAUGAUGCUCAUUCUAGUAGAGGUGAUAAGGCUAGAAUAUCUGGUAGGAGUAAUUUGCUGAAUGUUACGGAUGGUGUUGCUGUCUCUGCAAUUUGUUUCAUCCAGCUUUUUACUGUUGCAGGGGUUUCAAGCUCCACGCCACAGUCAUAUGGUGAUCCUGGUUGUGUUCAAUCAGUAUCGGGAAACAAUUUUGCAACUCCUGCAAUGCUUGUGUUUGCAAAGACAAGAAAGUUAUCUGUUGAGCGCCCAGACCCUAGAAACUGUGCCCUCCUGCGGAAGCGAAAGUUCUUUCACUCACAUAGGGCCCAGCCGAUGAUGUUGGAACAAGUUUUGUCAGAUCAGGAUAGUGAGGAUGAGGUUGAUGAUGAUGUUGCUGAUCUUGAAGAUCGAAGGAUGCUUGAUGAUUUCGUUGAUGUGACUAAAGAUGAGAAGAAAAUGAUGCAUAUGUGGAACUCCUUCGUGAGGAAGCAACAGGUAUUGGCUGAUGGUCAUAUUCCUUGGGGGUGCGAGGCAUUUUCGAGGUUGCACGGGCAAGAUCUUGUCAAAUCCCCUGCUCUGAUAUGGUGUUGGAGAUUAUUUAUGCUCAAAUUGUGGAAUCACGGUCUCCUUGACGCACUGACCAUGAACAGCUGUAACAUAAUUCUUGAACAAUGUCAAAGCCCGGCCUCGGAACCCCAAAGUUGAACGAGAUUAUUUUGUUGCCGCCAUUUUGUAUUAUGUUUGCUUAUUUCAUAGUUGGGCUGAAAGAUUUUUCCAUGCCUAUUGCCUUUGUUGUAAUGAGCUGUGCGAUUUUCCAGAUGAAUGUAGGAACUGUACUAUAUGUAUCCAUGUAUCCUAACAUGAGAGAAAACACAGCAAAGAUAUUCCAAUAAAUGUCUUAAAAAAUUUUAAGUUCUUUCUUAA